AUGUUUGGCGAAAACUGUGCACAUACGCCUGGAAAAAAUCCUGAGAAUCUUGUGGCCCAACAUCCUUGUCAUAAAGACAGCGAGGAAGUGGAGAUGGAUUGGGCACAUGCUUAAGGAAGAACCAAGUAACAUCACCCGCAUAACCCUACUCUGGACACCAGAAGGCAAGGGCAAGAGAGGCAGACAAAAAACACUGGGUGGUAAACAGUAGAGGAUGCGAUGAAGACCCUGAACCACACCUAGGGUAGCACUUAGAAGCUGGAGGACUUUUGUUGCUGCCUUUCAUGCCAGCAUGCGUAGCGGGCAGUAAACAUACCUCCAAAUGUUGUCCAUAAACAAAGGGAAUACAAGGUCAGCGUCGUAUUUGACUGCUUAGCAAGAUUCAAGAUUCAUCCAUUAGAUGGACCUGACCUAUAUAACAAUUGACAGGUAAGUACAACUUACAGAUAUCUUUAUGUUAAAACUUGCAGUGUGAAGUAGAUGUUUCAUCAGUUUAAAGUAAGUGUAGCCGACAAGUAAUAUUUGCGAUUACGUUGGUGGCCUAAUAAUGAUGUUAAGUAACAGUUCAAGGAGAACAGGAUAAAGGUGCAUAUGUUUGGGGCAAGGUCCUUUCUGGCUUGUGCCGGGUACAGCUUUUUACAUACGGCUAGUGAAGAGAAAUAAGCAUAGUCAUCAUCCAUCAUCUUAACAAAUACAUUGCAAAUGAUCACAAACUACUUAAAUCAGUACCAGAUAAAGAGAACAUGAGACAUCAUCUUGGUUCUGUCAUCACAAAGACUUCCCAUGCACAGAGCCCUUGGUAUGCUGUGGUCUGUAGGGUUAGACUGCUUUGGUUUUCCUAGCGUGCUAAAGGACCAGUCCUUAACUACAAGGAGGGCAUUUACAAUGGUUUUCUUGUCCCCGUGGUCUUUAGAGCAAAGAAAGUAUUACUGGCAACCUUUAGAAGAGAUGUCGGCUGGUAUGAACCUCAACCUGAAGAGAUUUUGCCAAGGUGAGAGUGAUAGGAACGUGAUAAUCUAUGCCUGAAACAUUUACAAAUUCCAAGAUGCUUUGAGGCAAAGAUGAUGAGCCACAAGAAGACCCAUGAAUUUCACAUUUUUGCUGAUGCAAGCACGUUUGGAUGCAUACAAUGUUUCCACCUUACAGUGCAAAAUGAAGACGAAAACAUGCAUACGUUAUUAGUGAUGGGAGUUCUGGUGUCGCUUCAUUAAAGAUAACUACUGAACCAAGAUGUGAGGUCACAUGCAGUUGUUUCCAAUCUAGAACGGUACCUUUUGAAUGACUGUAAAGUAGUACUUGGUCACGUAGACAAAGGUAAAACAUUUCUUUCGUUUGUCGAAGACACGGUUUAGAUAGAUAAUCAGAUUUAAAACUGACACCAAGCAAUGCUGAUACAUCAACACCAAGAUCCCAGAAAGCCAUGCGUCCAGAGAUUUAACUAAUGAAGAACUAAUGAAGUCCAACAGCUUCAGUGAAUCUGAAUUCCUUUAGGAGAAACAAAUCCCAACAAGUAAAUAAGAGAGUCCUGAUAUUCGAAUUAGAGAACCAGAAGUUAAGGCCGCUGUACACACGACUGUGGUCAAGGAGUCCUUCAACCCAAUUGUCUGCAUGUCAAGAUUCACUAAUUGCACCAGGACAGUUAGAGUGAGGUAGGGACUGAGGAGGUAUACAGUGAUAUUGCCUCGCAUGAUUCCCCAAGCAGUACACAUAGAGUAUUUAGACGACUUGACAACCAAUGCUUUCAUCCGUGCCUUAAGAUGCUUGACAGAUCUAACCAACACUCAAAGCUUGUAGGAGAAAGAGACGAACUUGCAAAUUCUAUGCGGAAGUUGGCAAUGACGGGAUCUAAUCAUAUUUGAGGACUAAUUGCUGCAAAUUCGUUCAUGAAUGUCCCUUAUUUCAGUCACUGGGGAUGAUUAUGAUAAAGACAAAUUAAGAUUACUAGAUUCAUUGUCCUUAAUGAUUACAAGGGAAGAGUCAACUUGUCCUCACUGCUCGCCUUCUGGCAUGAAGUCGUUUCUAUAAUCAACAGUCUGCCAUUGACCAGUCAAUACCUGAAUGAUCCAAAGAAUGUAGAGGCUCUAUCUCAUUAUCAUGUUUUCUUACGAAGAGGGACAGUCAGACACUUCCAUUUCCAGGAAAUUUCGCCAAAGAAGUUUAUGCCCAGAAACGAUUGC
This is a messenger RNA of Porites lobata, 2177 nucleotides long. Lineage: Eukaryota; Metazoa; Cnidaria; Anthozoa; Scleractinia; Poritidae. The record is from the annotation of a GenBank genome assembly.